Molecule: messenger RNA, 1167 nt
Organism: Glarea lozoyensis ATCC 20868
Lineage: Eukaryota; Fungi; Ascomycota; Leotiomycetes; Helotiales; Helotiaceae
Product: Acid protease
Exons: 5
Coding region: 1-1167 (388 amino acids)
Biological process (GO): proteolysis
Molecular function (GO): aspartic-type endopeptidase activity
Source: RefSeq, a predicted model, not a curated record
AUGCUACUACGAUUUUCAUCAGCACUAAGCGUGCUCAUAACUUUUGACAUCUGUUCGAGCGCGAGUCCUUUGAAGAACAAUGAAGCCAGAGACUAUCCCACCAUAAUAGGAAAUCCAGCUGGAUUCUCGCUAGAAGUGGAAGCAGUGACCAUAUCUAGUAACAGAAGUCGAAGCCGAUCUCGUGGUGGAUUCAUAGAACUCAACGAAAAUGAUCUGGCGGCUCCAGGUAGCACCUCAGUAGUUACGCCGGGCUUGAUGGUCGACAAAUCAUGGAUGAUUGCCAUCGAGAUAGGAAUCCCAGCACAAAGGCUCCUGCUCACAGUCGACACGGGCGCUUCAAGCUUCUACGUUUACAAAGAAGUUCCCGGGGAAAUAUUCCGUGUAUGCUACUCAUUCGGAUGCUUCUGGGGCCCCGUUCGACAGGAAUUCGUCAAAGUUGGUAAUCUGGCUUUGACUAAUUAUAAUUUCGAAAUGGUAACUGGAACAAGUGCAAGAUUCAGAUUAGGAGGCCCUGCUUCUGGUACGUUUGGCCUGAAUCGAGAGGUGAACAUGCCAACGGGUCCAACUCUAUGGCUAAAUUGGAUCGGUGCGAUCAAGGACUUCCUUGAUAAUCCCCUCUUCACUAUCGACUACCAUAAAUCGACAUCCUCUGGCACAAUGGAUUUUGCCUUCAUUGAUCAGAGCAAGUACCACGGAGACAUUGGCUGGGCUCCUGCACUUAAUUCUCGUCAUUGGACAGUAGAAAUCAACGGCAUCGUUGCAGGAAAUACGUACUUCCACGGCCCGUUCAACGUCAUCAUCGAUACUGGAGAUCCAGAUGGAAUGCACCUUCCCCAAUGGGCUCUCGACGAGUUUUUUAGACUCAUACCAGGCUCAGUCUGGAAUGAUGCGUCGCGGACCUAUGCUUUUCCUUGUGGCACCAAACUUCCAGACCUGAUAUUUGGUAUUAGCGCAGACCAUAAGGGCACGAUACCAAGCAGUCACAUACACGUUGGAGCUAUUGCUGGUACAUCUGACCCACAGAUGUGUAUAAGCCAACUGUUCUUGGGUCCACCUGAUGAACUUGGAGUUCUCUAUGGCUGGGGUGACACUAUCAUCAUGAGCCAGUUCUUGGUUUUUGAUUAUGGCCAUGAUAGAAUCGGAUUCGCUGCCAAGACGUCUUACUGA